AUGUAUUUCAUUUCGGCUGCCAUUGACUGGGCCGCGCCCGUCUUUCUCGUCACCUCGCCCCUGACAUCCUAUGCCGACCAAAUCGUGAGCAUCCAUCGCUCGAGGAGCUCGGCGGGGUUCUCAUUGGACAUUCCCCUGAUUAUGCUUGUUUCGUCGAUCUUGAAGGUUUUCUUUUGGUUUGGAGAGUACUAUUCAGUCACCUUGUUGACCCAGGCCGUCGUCAUGAUUGUGGUGCAGAUGACUAUGCUCAAGGUUGCAUUGGAUAACCGGCCUUCUCGCGGUGGCCCCAAUGGAAUUGAGCAUGCGCCUUUCAGUGGUGGCUCGGACAGCGGUUCGUCGAGGCCCUACGAAUUUUGGCAGUGGAAGAACACCAAGCCAUACUACAUGUUCCUGGCCUAUUUCGUCGGAGCCUUGACCCUUCUCCAUUUGAGCCCGAUCUCCCAAUUCGACGCCUACAUCAGCCUGUUGGGUUACAUCGGACUUGCGGUCGAGGCCACCCUUCCUAUCCCACAAAUCAUCGCCAACUACCAAUCCGGCUCGUGCAAGGGCUUCCGGGUCUCCGUCAUUGCGGCAUGGAUUCUCGGUGACACCAUGAAGAUGAGCUACUUCUUCUGCAGCACCGAAACCAUCCCAUGGGCCUUCAAGCUAUGCGGCAUGUUCCAGUGUGCGUGCGACUUCUACCUGGGCUUCCAGUUCUACAUGUUCUCUCGGAAUGCCUCGCAUACGACACACUCCCGAGGUCCCUCCCAGACUGCCGGCAGGUCGGAGCCAGAUGGUCGUUGGGGCCAUGAAGAAAAAGACAUUCGCAUGAACUAG
This is a messenger RNA of Penicillium nucicola, 816 nucleotides long. RefSeq names its product PQ-loop repeat-containing protein. The record is from RefSeq and is a predicted model, not a curated record. Gene Ontology annotation, biological process: retrograde transport, endosome to Golgi; phospholipid translocation. The transcript has 4 exons. The coding region runs from base 1 to 816 and encodes 271 amino acids. Lineage: Eukaryota; Fungi; Ascomycota; Eurotiomycetes; Eurotiales; Aspergillaceae. Gene Ontology annotation, cellular component: trans-Golgi network; endosome.